AUGCACUCCUUCAUGCGGCAUCAACGUCGACGGUACACAAUCUAUGUGAUUGAACAGGUAGGUUGAAAUGAUCGGAAUUUCCUCCAUGCAACGCCUUCAUAGUUCGGACAUCGCGAACAGCAAUGUCCGUCAUGUGUUACCCAUGACGCUAUUCGUGGAGGACGGUGACUUGUGCAUGAGUUAGCUUGUAGUGAGGUAAACGUUAGCAGCAUUUGCCGCACUCACCCCUUCCUCAACUAGAGUGUGUGUACUAAUCAUGAAUUGCCAACCGAAAUUCUAAAAUAUGUUUUGCUUUUGAGUGGGGCACUCAAGUAGCACUGUAAAAUUAAUCAUCCUGCAGCAGAAUUCUAAAAACGGUUCAUUUACGUCGGGAUGCCGGCUUUUGAACGAACUUCUUUCCGGCUGCAUGCAAAAACCACACUGUAAAGAACAAUUACUAAUGUAGCAUGAUUUUUUGCACUGAUUUUCGAUGCCCUUAAGAAUUAAAUUAUAGUUUGUGGAAACCAUCCACAAAAUAUUCACUGUUUUGCUCAUUCUUUAGAAGAUUACGUCUUCUUCCAAUUAAUACUCGAAGAAAGUGUAUAAUUUGGUUUUAAAAAAGUUUCUAAUUAUGCGAUUUUUAAUACCGUGAAGUGUCCCUUCAUAAAACACCGUGUUUCGACAUUUAGUAAUGUCCUUAUAGUGUUUGCAUUGCGGCUCAAAUCCACUGCUCAAUUUUAUGAACUACCUCAUAAUACCAUUGAGAAAUGUGCGAAUUUCCGUGCAUGGAAAGUAUACAACUUGUAGCAAAAGGUCGUCAGGACGCCUAGACUCUGGCUUGCGCACAAAAGCAUAGAUAAAACUUAGCAGCUUAUCUAGACGUGAAGCGCGCCAUCUCGUACUCAGCCACUGCACUUAGGUUUCGCGAAGUGGGCAUUUCGAAUUUCACAAGUGUGAAAGGGCUAUAAAUUGGCAUUAAAGUAUCCCUUAUGACUGAUCCUGAGUCAUGAGAUAGAACGAGUUAGCCCGUCAGUUGUCAUACUUCCAGAUCAUGAAAAUUUGCGCUUCGCAGCAGUUUCUGGACUGUCAGAUGUACCAAUAAUGGGGUGAUGUAAGGAUUUGUCGUGGAGACUGAUUUCCCGGCCAGAGCCGCACUUUCUCCCCCCUUUUAAAUGUACCAGUCCACUUUUAGACCGGCCAGUCAUCUGACGCUCAGAUUGGCUGUCGUGGUUGGCGCGACGUGAGGCCUAUGCCCAUCCCUGCGACUAUAUGCCCGAGUAGUUUUAGGUUCGCAAAGAAUCUGCGCAGACUGAUAAACGCGUUCCGUGGAGGAAUCGGGAUUCGUGAAAUGGGGCAUUUCUAAUUUCACGAGUAUAAACCCCAACGGCUUGUCAAUGCGCGCAAAUCACACUCGCAGUACAAUCCGACAAAUUUACGCUUACCACAGCAUAAUCCAGAAGAGGUUUUAGUACAUUAAUUAAUGCAUAAAAGGUCUAAAAACAUUUUCUUAGAUAUCCACAGGUGUCAGUAUCAAUGUCAAGGGAGAACUUUACGGCCAUUCCAAUCAGCUUGGCUAUUGUCAGCCAGCCAUCUCCCAACUCUCUGGUAGGAAGCACCUAAUAGUUAAAUACGGGUCAUUCCAGCAAUUGGCACUAAACCUGACAAAGUAACCAUUUCAAUCAUAAGACAGUAUUAAAGCCGGUUGACAUCGUUUCACCUAUCCAUGCGGCACGCACUGUGGUUUUGAAGUGAUCUAGAAAAGUAGCCUGUUUGUCUAUAUGUUUAAAAUGCCUGCAUGUUACAAAAUGCGGAGUUACAAUAGGUCACUUCAUGGACCUCGCAUAUCAGACUGUUUGUACAUACGCCAAGGCCACCUUCUGCACACCCCUCAGAAGUCUCCCCGUCUACUGUGCACAGCCCUUCCUUCCCCCCUUCAUUGAAACAGCUCUGAUUGGCCUCUGUUACCCCUACAGGUUACACCCCAGACAUUCAAUCGGGCUGCACUCCUUAAUAUCGGGUACAGGGAGGCAGUGAAAGCGGCCGAUUAUUCUUGCUUCAUUUUCCACGAUGUUGACCUCCUACCCGAGGAUGACAGAAUGCAAUACGCGUGCGAGGAUCAACCCCUCCACAUGUCUGCUAAUAUCGACAAAUUUAAUUACUCGUAAGUCCUUCUUCAUAGUCGGAGGUCGCUGAAUGGUGGUACUCGACAUUUGUUUUCCUGAGUCAUGCCUAUUCAGAUGUUGGUUGUUGCUGAGCUAGGUCUCCAGUGAGAAGUUCCCCAAGUCACAAGUAAAUGAGACAGCUGUGGGUAGCACAGUUGUAGGUGUGGCUGAGAGAGUGCAGAGGCGACAUCGAAGGUCCCACGGAGUCCACAGCCAUCUGUUGUUUUUUCGUCUGAUAGGACGAAACGUGAGCGUGCGCGUGAACGGUGUCUGGUUGAGACCAACCAGUGGCGAGCAGUAUAUCAAUCGGCGACACGGUGACACCAGACCGAGUGGCCCAGUCAGACGCAACAGACGGGUCCGGGGUGUUUCGGUCACUGUCGCCGAUGGGCCGAGUAGAUGGCAGAAAAUAUACGUUAUAUCACGUCCUAGUGUUCAUUUGAUGGUUGUCCAGGGGCGGUUUUACUAUCGAUUCAGGUAACAAGAAUGCUUCCUGCCGUGGCAGCGGGCCAUUCAGCUUCUUGACUUGGUGCCUGAUGGUUGUUAUCGAUUCGGGCAAUGAGAAUGUCCUUUUUUCAGAAGAAAAAAAGAAGACUAUACUGAAGAAGAAGAAGAAGAGCAUGAUCAUUAGGAUAGUGUGGAUGCGACUGCUGGAACAGGAAGUCUAUUGGCCUGACGUUUUGGAUACUCAUUCGAAACCAUCAUCGGAGACAGUCGCACAUACAGGUAUUGGCGGCACAAAGACUGCAGUAUUUAUAGUUCGUAGUUGCCACGGAGCCACAUGCGUAUUAUACUUAACAGUUCUCACGAUCACCACCCUGGCUAUAUGUCCUGAAACCGGCGAACCAAUUGGUUUAUCCUUCAUCUGCUCGUAAGUGGUUCCGUCGAAAGUAAAGUACGUCUUGAGACAGACCUGUAGGAGUUGGAGGAUUUGGGCGUAUCCGAGGUGAUUCUCCGUUUCAUCGUACUUGUUUCGUAAGAGUAGUCCGAUUGUCUCGACUGCCAGUUCCGUCGGGAUAGAAGUAAAAAGGGACGUGACAUCAAAAUAUACCAUGACGUCUUUUAUUUUUUUCAAGAAUUGUGUUGACGAGCUGACUGUGGUGUUCGAAUCGGGGGUCAGAAAUUUAAGAAAUACAAAUAGCCACUUUGUCCGUCUGUAGGUUCGAGUGCCUUUUAGUGAUACGAUUGGCUGGAGAGGAGCGCACUCUCUGUGCAUGUUUGGCAGAAUCGGAUCAGGGUCGUUUCUUGCACCCCCGCCACUCAUCGGUCGAUCUGUGAUAAUGCACGUGAGUUUUCCAUUGCCAACAGCGUCGCGUUGAUCUCGCAUGUCAGCGACUUUAUGGGGUUGUUUUCGAACGGAACAUAGGACUGACGAUCCUCUAACAAGCGUUUGUCUUCCGGAAUUUAGUCUGUCCAGUCCAAUACGACCGUGGAGAACCCCUUGUCCACAGGCACGACAACGAGGUCAUUGUCGGCCAUUUGUUAAUUUAGUGCCCCACGUUCGACCUUGGAUGACAUCUGGCAAUAUGUGGCAAUUCAUCGUCCAGUCCAAUUUCAUUACUUAAACGUCCCUCAGAGGCCUACGCAAUUUCGGGUCGUGUUGGGUUCGGUAAAAUUAAGAAAUCAUGCCUCUGCACCCAUUAGAUACACAAUCGUACAAUUAAACUACGAAAUAUGAUAGAACUUUUCUUCGGUAGAGGAUUUAUUCCGAGUACCAGUCAAUGAAUUCCAACAAAUGUCAGUAGUUCAGAACUCGGCUCCCUUUACCUUGGAACUACUACAUACAAAAGUGAAAAGUGGUUGUCAUUCUGCCAAAACUACUCCAAAGUGCGCCUGAAAUGUUUCGUCAGGAACCAAUGCAUAGCUAAGAAGUCAAGGAAUGUGUUUCAGACCAGUCUGAAUAUUUGCAAGACGAUCAUGAUUAGAGGAAGAUUUGGGGUUACAGUAAAAUCGUCACUAAGGUUGGAGUUGCCUACUGCGUACCGCCUUACCCAGUAACCUUGAGUUAACUGUUCUCCAUCCAUUUUCAAGCCUUUAAUUGGUAUUUUUUAAAUUGCGUUGUCUGUUCGUCCACUCGUAGGAGUAAUAAAGCAAAGGCUACAGGAAAUUGAGUUUUCUCGACGGCCUCCGCGAAUUCUGUUUAUUUAGGUGACCGUCUGCCCUACUGAUAUAACUAAUCGUAACAUCCUUCCCGUAUUACAGGAGGUCCUGUAUCCCAUUUUAUCAGUCACCUUGUAUAUUCAAUCCUUGUGUCAUAUAGUCUCUUGUGUCAGUUUUCAAUUGAUUAUUUGAUAUAAUAUUUCGAAAGUGCAACUCUUUUUAAAUCAAUCUAAUUUACGUCCAUUAUUUUAUGGUAAAAUUGAGGAUUUUGAUUUCCUAACCCAGUCUGCCCUACAAAGCCAUCUUUGGUGGGGCAGUGGCGAUGACAAGAAGGCAUUUCGAAAGUACGCUGGGAUAUGCAAACACUUACUUUGGAUGGGGCUGCGAAGAUGACGACAUGUACAGGCGUCUUACAUUCUCCAACCUAACUUUGACGCGACGCAACUUCACAAUUGCUCGUUAUAAGAUGAUGAAGCAUGUGAGAGAUGCUGGGAAUGCCGCAAACCCCAAAAGGUAUUGAAAGAGUUAUUUUAAAUGCUUUACAGAACUUAUUCUCUUAAUCUGCUGACGAUAUGACUAAGUUUAACACAUCAAAUCCCUGUUCUCUUUAUUAGGAAGCAGAGACUCAAAAGAGCUCGAGAACUGUGGCACACUGAUACCUAUCUGCAUGUCCAGUAUGCAGUUCGACAGCGAACAUUGAAAUACGAUGGCCUUUUCGUUCACAUCAAAGUCGAUGUUUUGUACCCAACCGUGGAGGAUUCGAGACAAUUGGCGUAACCAUCGGCAGAGAGCAAAAUACUUACGCGAAAAAAAGAUAUUUUGGAAGCAGAUACGCAGAGUCUAGCUCACAGACUAUGUUUUCUUGUCCGCUGUACGGCAUUAUUUUGUAUCAGUAACAUCCACCGAGUGAUGUCGAGUUGAUUGCAUUUGUUUUUACUCUAGCCGAAGAGCAAUUAACAGCCGACUGUUAGGAAUAUAUCACAUCAUUUCAUUCAUAAGAGGUGCUUUUCUAUUUCCUAUCAUGGCUUUAAAAUGACCAGAGCAAAGAGGAGUCUGUAAUGAUGGGGAUGAUGAGAAUGAGGGUCGGUUUGGUGUCUAACAGUGCAUUGGGGAAACUGCUAUCCGCCAUAUUCAGUGGCAUACGCCAGUGCCUUUUGACAAAAACAUAAUUGGGCUAGGCUUGUGAAAAGGAGUUUGGCGACAAGCAUGAAUGCACUCCCUGAUCUGACGCAAGUCCUUUGUCGGCGCUUGUCAUGCUCGUACUGGUAAUUUGAUUCACAUGAGUCGUUUUCCCACUGAGGUUAAAGCAAGGGUGUGAUACAAGUUAAGUCAGCAGAUGAAAGGAUUAUCAACGAAGGCAUUUUGACUGGCUUAGCUGAUGGUGACAUUUGUUUAAUACCUUUUAGUGUAGCGUGCUUUUGGCUUUGUCAGAAGCUCCUGAAUUCGACCGACUUCGAAGACUGUUGCCUCAGAUUUUCAGGUAUGCCGAUCCUAUGCAAAUUUCUCUUUGAUCUCUUGACUGAGCUGGGGUUUUAGGGGGUAACUUUGUUUACCCUGCUUAUGUGCGACCGAGGGACGUUCUAAAACGAGUCAGUUCGGUAGGCGUGUCAGUUACCUUUAGAAUGUGGCCGAUCCAUCGCAUCUGGAUCUGUUUCAAUAGAGCUCAUAAGUUUAGGAAACCGGCUGACCAAGUACCUGGCUGUCCGCAAUACGCGGGCACAUACCCGCUUUGUCAGAUUUAGGUGAAAAUAUUUCGAUUUUGUCUAUUGCACACCUAGUCGACGAGCAUCACGGACUUUUACGCCAAACAAGCUUUUGGGGUUACCUAUCGGACAACAGCAAAGUAGUGUAACUAUUAAUGCCAAUGGGUGUUAAAAAGAGCCGAGACAAUGGCCAUUUCUAUGAUGAAACACUGCUUCGUCUUCAGAAGACGUUUGUGCAAGCGCCCAAUCUUCCGAAGCCAACGACGACCCAAAGUGGUGAUCACCUGGCCCACACGUAAAGGGCCAUGAUUUCACAUAAAGCAGGCAAGAUGGUAUGCGCUCGGCUGUCUGCGUCGGCCUUGAAGUUGAUUCGCAGAUUUAAAAGCUGCCAUUUGUUGGAAACCAUCCCAUGUUUAAGUAUUGGACAGACAGGAAUUCUUUUUCAUAACAGAUGCCGAAACUGGAUUUAAUACACGUUAAUAAGCCGCUCUAACUAAGUGAUACUGCUAGUAAGGGCUAGAAUUGCACAAGACUCAAAAUGCUGACUGAAAGGCAGUUAAAUAUAGGUGGCAAACGAAGAUCGGAAGUGAGAUGGAUAUAAACAACUGAGCUACAUACUAACUACAUCGGUUACUAAAAAAGGUAAACCUCAGCGUCUCUAAUAUUCCGGGAAAUUUCUAAAGGUGGCAACGAAGUACAACAUUCAAUGGCCAAAUUCCGAUGAUUGCUCAGAAUCAUAUGUGUAUCCAGUGGUUUUCUAAUAAAGCCAAAUUUUCACCUGCACCAAACCUGCUGGUGUCGCGGUAUUUACAGACAUAUCGCGUUCAUCAUCUCCCGAAGAAGACGAAGAAGAAGAGAGGGCGAAUUCAUGGACCAUAUUGUAUUCGAACUGACGUUUCGGGAACUUCCUCGUGUCCAUCAUCAGAGUAGCGUAAUUGUUGCACUUGCCGGUCUUGAGUUGUUCAGUCUUGCCACUUGCCGCUUGCCUCGUAUUAUAGCCGUGCGCGACGCAUGAACUUUGACCUGUCUUUUUACCGCUGACUGAAUUAGACCUACAACGGACUGACCGCUGACAGGCCUGCGUGACCUUUGUUCCCUUUGGGGUCGGCGUAAUUGUAGUCAAAUCAACGUACCGUUUGGCCUCUCCCACGUCAGCCGGUGGACAGAUCGGCCGUCGCUGUUCAUGUGAGCAGCAUUCAGCUUCGCGGGCGCAUCGGUGAGACAGUGUUCGGCUCUUGUCCGAAUUCACAAGUACCGCCAGAUGAUUGAACAUCAUUCGUCAACUUGCCAGUCGAUCUUUACGGCACACGAGCGGGGGAUCCUCAAAGCGGCAAUUCUCGACAGCGUAUGGAGUCACCGCAAGUUGCGUGAUAACCAGUUCUCUGGGAAAUUUGAGAAAAUAAGUCCGACAUUGACCCAUCCUCAGCACUGACAAGGCAAUAUCGAUUUUUCGGGCAUGUUUGAAUUUUAACUGUUUUUUCACACUUGCUACACGUUUGACGACGAACCGGGGAACCAGACUCGAAAAUUUACGAAAUAAACUUUGUUUAAUUUCCCAGGGAAAUAUAUAUAUAUAAUAUAUAUAUAUAUAUAUAUAUAUACCGAUAGGUCUAGUAUCACUUUGUCCCAAACGAAGUUGUUGCUAACUUCAUUAAAUGACGCUCUUUCCAAUUCCUUGAGGUGUGCAUAUGCAGACGUCCGAUGUUUUUUCCCACACUGUGGGCUAAAUUGAGCGCAUGUUUUCUGCCAGAGGAGUAAACUUUUGCAGAAGUUGAACGGUAAUUUAUGGGGAGCUCAUUUGUGGCGCAGGGCCAUCUGUCAGCAUGAUGCGGCCAGGAGGUGGAGAUGUCUGAGAGACGUAUUCGGUGUCUGAAUGUCCAAAUGCACUAUCAGUAGCUGAGAUACAGGUGACAGGCGAGUGUUGGAUCUUCGCCGAUAUAAGUUUAAUAGAGUUACUAAGGAUUGACAAGGCUGAUGCACAAAACGCUGGAGCGACGGCAGUGGAGAGAGUUUGAGAUUGAACUUGUAGCAGUAGUGGCUAACAUCGUAUCAGGAAUGUCCCUUAUUGUCUUGUUUACUUUCCGAGGAAAUUAAUGCACAAGCUUGGAGUUAAUUCUUUGAAAUAGACCUUAUCAGGCACAGUUCAAAAGUUGAUAUGAAUAACUAAACAGAAAUCCAUAGGCUACUGCGGAAUAACCGCUUAAUAUUUACAAACCGCUCACAGGCCGCCAGCAAUAUACAAUUACGCGGUUAAUUACCAUACUGACUGCACACAUACUGGCUAAAAACCCAGACACACGUCUUUCCCCGAUCUUAUGUCACUGCCUGACACAGCUGCGAGGGGUUCGGCCAAUCUGUGGGUCCCCCAGCCCUCCCCAUACGAGUAUUGCGUGGUUAUUCCACAGUAACUGAUGGAUCUCAGCUCAAAUAUUCCACCAACUUUGGGUAGUGUCUGAAAAGGUCUAUUCCGAAUAAUUUACUCCACGUUCUCGAAUCAGUUUCCUCGGAAAUUAACCAAGGCAUAAUGAAAUUGUACUUUAUGUACGAGAAAACACGUGGGAGAGGCUGGGCGACCAACUGGUAAGCCGAACCCCUCGCAGCUGCGUCAGACAGCGGCAUAUGAUCGGAGAGACACGUGUGUUUGGACUUUUAGCUAGUACCUGUGUUGUCGGUGUAAUAAAUAAUUACGCAAUUGUACCCAUUAAUGACGUUGCCAAUGGCGACAUUUUCUGAGGGGGUGAGUUGCUGUUUUGACGUUACAUUGUGUUCGAAGAUGUUUAAUGGGACUAAUCUGUUCGUUAAAAGUCUGUCGAUAACUUGGACACGGUCAAAGUGACUUUGUGCUUGAGUUGCUAGUUCGACACAUGAGACUUAUAAGUCGUUCUUCUUGCCCUGGCAGUGGCGUCUAAGAUGAUCGCUCCAGUCUUCGCGACGUUCCUCACUCUAGACUUAUAUUUUAGACCUUCAGGCAGGGAACACACCUGGCGCCCUUAUUGUACGGUCUUUACACUUACUUCACUGUCCUUGAAGUUAAUAGGGAAACAAGGUAGAGUAGUGCCUUUCAGACACGCCAGGAUGUUGGCUUUUGAAUGCACUUCUUUUCGGCUGCCUUUAGAAUCCACACUUGAUAAAAAAGGACUGUUUAAAUAAUGCUCAUUUUCUCCGUCAAUUUAUGAUACCUCCUUAAAUCCAGCUAUAUUUUAUAGAAAACCUCCAUAAGGGUCCUAUUUCUUGUACUUAUUUGGCACUAGAUCAUAUCUACUUUAAACCGGGAGCUUUAAACCUGCCAUACACACGAGAAGCGACUGGCCAAUAAGCCCAAAAUUAUUGGUACCUGCUGUAAACGCAGACGGCCAUGGCAGCUAGAUGCGGUGAAUACAAUAAACGGCGACACUUACCGUCCGAAGCCCUGCGUCUCCAGUGAACGAGUGACUUUACUUGUCCAUAACGUGGGACAUACAUACAAUUUCAUGCUAGCAUGUAAAACGACGGAGAGAGCUCGCUGGACGGGGAUUUAUUCCUUCGUUCUGACAUUUCGAACAGAGAUCUCGUCCGCUUAUCUUCAGAGGCUGGAUAAUUGUGCGCACAACUUCCACUGCAUGUACAUUUUUCUCCAUGUAACGCAAACGACGGGCGGAAGGAAAUUUUACUGCAUCAGCCCUCAAACAGAAUGCGAUUAAACGCCGAUGAGGGCUAUUCAGACAAAAACGCACAUAUAUGAGCAUUAAUUGGGAGGAGUCAAAUGCGCCCAAGGAAGCGAAAUUAACAGCUAACUUGACCAAGAUCAUGUUGGAGCGUCCCACGCGUGCAGGGCGUCUUUAGGACAUCGGAUAGAGCUCUCGCACAAAUCCGAGAGGAAGUCAAUCACAGGCUAGUCGGUCUCCUAUUAGUUACCGGCAGGGUAUCUGGAAAACAUCCUUUGUUCUUCCUUAGUGACUUCAAGCUGUAGACCUUGAGCCCUUCGCCGACAACGACGGGAAAAGCAUAGGUUGGCCUUGAGGAACCUUUUUGUCCACUGCGUUAGCUUUGUAUCCCAGAUUCUCUUCUUGUCCAGUGAAUGCUACCUAGGUCGCCGUUGUGAGCGUAGGCGUUUCUAAAUUCUUGUUGCGCACCCGCUACGCAUGACUUCCCCAUAAUCAAUCUGUUUUUUGAUGAGAGACCACGAAGUCGGACGAUGAGUACCCGUCAGCUUCCCAGUCCCUCGUUGGUUUUCUGCCAGUCACCCACCCAACAGAUCACGGACCCAUGAAAAUGUGCUAAAAAAAUAAUGACCUGCGCAGGUCUAGCCGCCCUCCAUCAGACUGCUUCCCCUCCUCCAGUGGACCAGCUGUUUUAUCUUUAACAAAGCUUCAUGUGUGCAGACGAAAAUUGUGCGGGCUAUUUAAACCCCUGUAGAUUUUCUUAGAAAUAGAAGGGAGGUGGAUGGCAUAAGAAUACUUAACCAUUUUGCUCCCAAGCUAUGGGAUGAUGAAAGAAUAUCAGGAAGUAAAGAACAAGGACCUUUGACUUCAAAAGAGAGGCCUAUCAGUGGUCGGAUAGACACAGCAGUAAGGCCAAUUAGACGCGUUUGCAAACCAACUUAGCAUCCCAACGACAGAGUUGACAUCUAAAUACCUUCGGGUCACUGGAGGGGAGUUAAGGUUCCAAGCAUGAAAACUGAAAUGAAGUUACACAUCCAUUGCAAAAACUGUAUUUAGAACAGAGUUUCAAGGGGGUGCUGAUGUCCCCGUUAAUGCACUUGAUGGGAAGACUUUUGAGUACGUUAGCCACCUUCUGGAGUCGUCUGGAUGAUUUCUGACCGAGAGGAAAGGCAAAGGCUGUCAGAGUAGAGAAAACGUUCCGGAUUGGAUGACAUGAAAUGCCUGGAGGAUUACUCCGGACGCGAAUUGCCUAAUACGCAGUGACAGUGAGGUGGGGAGACAUUAGUUCUCGGGUGGCGGCUCAGUCGAUGGCACCCGGCCAUAUUUUCAAAUUUAAAGGCGCCAAAAUCCUCGCAAGGAUGACAACCGCGUGAGCUGCGAGGUGCUCGAGUCAUUGUUCUUAGGCCCGCAAUCCGUCAAUAAGCGCAAUGACCUCCGGUACCAUAUUCUGUGCUGAGCAUUUCCCUUGGCCGGGGAAUCGAUCACGAGGGGCGGGCGCGGGCUAGCAAUUAUUCCAGUGACAGUGAACCAAUUUACCGGGUAAGCGUCAGACCAGCGUCCAAAACGAAUGACGAAAUCGCGGUCAUAAACGACUCGGACGUGGAGUGACAAGCCAUCAUCGCGUCAAUUACGACCCCAGCAGUGAUUACGAGAACUGUGAAUUACAGUGCAUAUGCGGUCCUGCGGCAGCCACGUGUUAUAAAUGCUGUGCUCCUUGUGCCACCAUUACCCUUGUUUGCGACUGUCUUUGAUGAUGGGUUCGAGUAAAAUCCGAAACGCCAGGCCGAUAAAUUUCCUGUUCCCAUGAUCGCAUCUUCGACUUCUGAGCUGUCCCUUCCCUACCUGGCUUGCGGACGCUAACUGGGACAGAGCGAAAGGCAUACAUACGCGCCGGGGGCUAAUAACCUCAACGGCGGACAAGCGCUGAUUAACUUGUGUGGAGAGACCGCUCGCGGCGACUGCUUGCAGAGCCUAGCGUUCGCAACUCAACGGCAGUAAAGGUUGUCCAUACCAAACCGCCUUCCCGACCUCCGAUUUGGCGACAUGUCGUUGUCUACCAUUACACCACUUCGACAAAUGGUGACCCCGAUGUUAUACGAACACGCAAGCCUCUGAUCUGGAGAUGGAGAUUAUGAAUCUUGCCAAUAUCUAGUUUAUCUUCGAGGAUAGACCGCCUCCUCGUCAUCCCGGAGCCCUCUGAGGUCAUCUUCCCGGUGUGUCCAGUCUAUACCUUCAUCUCGUCCCAACACAGCAAUUAACUGCUGGUAUUACACCACUGUCAGUGCUAAAGCCCGUCGCUGCAUCCUUCCCUGCUCCUUCGUCUCCAAAGAGAGCAAACGGGUAGAAGGGUCGACCCGAUGGUCAGUGCGACAAAUCUUCCUGGCAGCUCUGACCCUAGUCGCCCACUUUACAUCCGCAACACCCCGAGUGCAGGUGCUUCUUGGCCAACACUGGUGUGCAGCUGAGUGUCAUUCCUUCGACGGCAGCUGAUCGUCGGUGCCCUUAUCCCGGUCUCUUCUUUCAGGCAGCCAACACCACGCCAAUCGCCAAGUUUUGAACCUUUCUCUCUCUCUCCCUCCCUCUGGACGCCGGCCUCAGGCGUCUUCUCCCACUGGCGUUUCGUCGUGGCUGACAUCCACUGUGCCAUUCUCGGUGCAGAUUUCCUCGCCGCUUUCGAUCUUCUGGUCGACCGUCGUCGGUCCAGCCUACGCGACAUGUCUUCUAACCUCUUCUUCAGGGGUAUCUUUUCUUCCGACGCUUCCCGUCAGAUCGCUGUCCUGGACCCUGAACUCGAUCAUCCAUAUCGGCAGCUCCUUGCCGAAUACCCUUGUCUCACCCAUCCAAACCUCAGCGUUUCUAUUCUACCACACGACUCUGUUAAUCACAUUCGGACUGUCGAAAGGUGAAUGUGGUCGACAAGACUAAGAUUCCCAAAAGAGAAGGCGGAUUUGGUUUGGACAACCUUUACUGCUAGAAAUGAGUACAUAAAGCUAAGCAAGCAGUCGCAGCGAGUUUGUCCUCCAAGCAAGUUGUGUUGUCCCUGUCCGCCUCCGAGGUGCUGAAACCUAGCGCGUGUGUACUCCUUUCGUUGUCUCGGCAUCCGCCAGCCAAUCAGAUUUGCCGCGAGCACUUGCGAAGCUAAUGACAAGCCUCGGGCGUCCCAGCAGCGUAUAGACAAAGAGUGUGAGGCGGACAUGAAAGCAGCGUGACGAAGGCGGGGCAAGGAGACGCGAACUGCCACAGGACCACCGGCCCUCCCGGGUUUUAUCGGUUCUGCCGUCUCGCUCCUGCACGUCUUGUAGUCGCCAAGGCCGAGUUAGAGCACAUGCUUCAGAUGGGCAUCAUCCCAAGCCCAUGGGCCUCAUCCCUCCACAUGGUUCCAAAGGCCACCACUGCUGACUGGCGUCCCUUUGACGACUACGGGGCUCUGAACAAAGUUGUCGUCCUGGACGGCUACCCUGUCCCGCAUCUUCAAGAUCUCCCCGGUGCCCUAUUAGGCAAAUCUGUGUUAUCGAAGAUCCACGUGGUCCGUGCCUUCCACCAGACUCCAAUCACUCUUAAGGACGUUUCUAAGACUGCCUUUACCACUCUCUUUAGCUUCUUUGAGUUCCUGUGCAUGCAUUUUGGACCCCGAGAUGCCUGUCAGGACAUCCAUAGGUUCAUGUACAGGGUGCCACCUGGCCUGCCGUUUGCCUACGCCUAUAUCGACGACCUUCUACUAGCUAACUUCACCACCGAAGAACACAUGGAGCAUCUUGCAACGAUGUUUGACCGACUUCAACUAUUUGGCGUUGUUCUUGACCCCUCCAAGUGAGUCCUUGGUGUUCCAACCCUAGAAUUUCUCAGUCAUCUGGUUGACGUCAAUGACAUCCAUCCUCUGCUCUCGAAGGUUACGGCCAUCCGUGAUUUCCCACCUCCCUCGUCGAAAUGUCAGCUGCAGCGAUUCCUGGGUGUGGUGAAUUUUUACCGCCGGUUCCUCCCACACUGUGCCGACACCAUCCUGCCGCUCAUGAGCCUCCUCUCUGGUCCCAAACGUUCGUUCGAGCUGUUUGCAAACACCCUCGCUGCUUUUCACAAGGUGAAGGCUGCCCUGGCCGACGCCAUAUUCCUGACCCAUUUUUCUCCCGAUGCUUCUAUCUCCCUCAUGGUUAGCGCCUCAAAUGUUGCAUUCGGCGCGGAUCUCCAACAAUACGCCUGUCGUCGGUGACUGGAACGGGCUUCCCGAGGACGUAAUAAUGGCGGAUACCACGGAGACGUUCAAGCGAAGACUAUUUGCUUGGACAAUACCGCUUGUCUGGACAGAACACUUUUCUGGUGCCAAACCAACGCCUUGCAUACACCUACCGCUAAUGCGGAUGACUGUCAUUUCAUUUUACCGAUAUCAGUUACGACAGAAUGUUCUUGAGUUACGGUCCUGCAUUUCAAUGAAAAAUAUUCCGUUAUGUGCAUACAUUGCUGACAACAUUUUAGUACCGUGUUCGUUUAAAACUAGAUAUUGCAUGUACAGUUUACAAUAGGGUUUUCAAUGGCACUGCCUAUUGCUCUUAAGAUAUACUGACCUAUACUGACCUAGGUCACACUCAACCCUUAGCUUUCUUCUCCAGGACGUCAUCACCUCUCCAGACACGCUAUAGCACAUUUGGACAGGAGCUUCUUGCUGUCUUCCUCGCCGUGAUAUACUUCCGACACUUCCUUGAUGGCAGGGACUUCACUGUGUUCAUGGAUCACAAGACUUCUCAUUCGCACUCAAUCCCCCGGGAAAUUCGCCAACUGGACUACAUCUCACAGUUUACCUCAGGCUUCCACCACAUCAACGGGUCAAGCAGUGAGAUGGCUGACGCACUGUCCAGGCCCUCCAUCGCCCAUCUCCAACUUUCACCCAGGAUCGGCUUAGCUGAGAUGGUUGCCGAGCAACGCUGUGUUGGUUUUUUCUGUGACGAGGAAGUUUCCGGACUCCAACUCCAGGACCUACCACUGACUACUGGUAACCGCAACAUUCCGUGCGGCGUCUUUAUCACCUUCCACCGCCCUUUUGUGCCGCCAUUCUCCCGCCGCAAAGUUUUCUCCUCCCUGCACAACCUAUCGUACCCCGUGAGUCGAGCUAUCGACAAACUGAUUUCCGAGUGCUUCGUCUGGUCUGGGAUGCACAUGGACCUGAAAUCGUGGACAAGAGUGUUUCUCAGCUGUCAGCGGAGUAUGGUCCGACCGCACAACAAAGAGCCUUCCCCCAAUCCUAAUGCACUGUUCAGUCACGUACACCUGGACAUCGCAGGCCCAGCCUCUGUCUAA
This is a messenger RNA of Spirometra erinaceieuropaei, 14874 nucleotides long. The record is from the annotation of a GenBank genome assembly. Lineage: Eukaryota; Metazoa; Platyhelminthes; Cestoda; Diphyllobothriidea; Diphyllobothriidae.